AUGAGAAUAUAAACUCCUGCCAGACUGCUGAGUUCCCACUGAAGGUGAAAAGCCUGGCAGCCAUCCCAGGAGACAAGCACCAGGCAAAAGAUGCAGAGCUGCAGGCUGUGGGGUGCUGGACCUGCGGUCUCCACUUCCUGUGUCCUCCAGAAGUUGCCGGGAGUGAUGUUCAUCUGGUCCACGUUGAUGUGUGUCUCUGUCUUCACCAUCCAGCCUGAGGAACACAUGGUGGCUGCAGGAAGCUGCCAAUUUCAUGGCAGGCAUCCCAAAACCAGGUUCAAGGUAGAAGGGGAGCCUGUGGCCAUGAGGUGCCCCCAGGUGCCAUACUGGGACUCUGCUAGCACCCACGUCAAUGUGACAUGGCGUAGAAACGACUCCACCACGAUGGUCCCAGGGGAGGAAGAGAUGCGAGUGUGGGUCCAGGACGGUGGCCUCUGGAUUGUGCCAGCCUCGCGGGGGGACUCUGGCACCUACAUCUGCACUGUCAGAAAUGCCUCUUACUGUGACGAAAUGUCCGUUGAGCUCAGGGUUUUUGAGAAGACAGAAGCUUCCCUGCCUCUCAUCUCCUACCCGCAAAUUAUAACCUUGUCAGCCUCUGGGUUAUUAGUUUGUCCUGAUCUGAGUGAAUUCAUCGGGAACAAAACUGACGUGAAGAUUCGAUGGUACAAGGAUUCUCUCCCUUUGGAUCAAGACAAUGAGAAAUUUCUAAGUGUGAGGGGAACUCGCUUAGUGGUAAACAACGUGUCUCUGGAGGAUGCGGGCUAUUAUCGGUGUGCCAUGACGUUUGCCCACAGAGGCAGGCAAUACAACAUCACCAGGAAUAUCAAACUCCGUGUCAAGAAAAGAGAAGAGGAGACGAUUCCGGUGAUCAUCUCCCCCCACCAGACCAUCUCAGCUUCACUGGGGUCGAGACUGACAAUCCCGUGUAAGGUGUUUCUGGGAGCUGGCAUACACGCGACCACCUUGCUGUGGUGGACUGCCAACAACACACACGUAGAGGAUGCCUACCAGGGGGGCCGCGUGACCGAGGGGCAGCGCCAGGAAUACUCAGAAAAUAAUGAGAAUUACAUUGAAGUGCCACUGAUUUUUGAUCCAGUCGUAAGAGAAGAUUUGCACACGGAUUUUAAAUGUGUUGUCCGUAAUACAAUGAGUUUCCAGAUGCUUCGUACCACAGUCAAAGAAGCUGCCACGUUCUCCUGGAAGAUUACACUGGCCCCCCUUUCCCUCAUCUUCUUGGUUUUAGGGGGAAUAUGGAUGCACAGACGGUGUAAACGCAGAUCUGGAAAAGCCUAUGGUUUGAUGGAGUUAAGACCAGCCAUCAGAUUCUCAAUCCUAUCCGAGUAAAA
Eubalaena glacialis (North Atlantic right whale) is the source of this 1346-nucleotide messenger RNA. RefSeq names its product interleukin 1 receptor type 2 (gene IL1R2). Lineage: Eukaryota; Metazoa; Chordata; Mammalia; Artiodactyla; Balaenidae. Gene Ontology annotation, molecular function: interleukin-1 binding; interleukin-1, type II, blocking receptor activity. The transcript has 9 exons. The coding region runs from base 91 to 1344 and encodes 417 amino acids. The record is from RefSeq and is a predicted model, not a curated record.